AUGACUACUUCAACAAGCUCCACAACAUCUACUACCGGCCAUGCUACCUUUGCAUUCACGCCACCGGGGUCCAACCCAACCGCUACUGCAAGUACUACAGAUGGAGGAGGGAGCAUGAGCGGGAUGAGCGGAAUGGGGGACACGGCGAGCAUGGGGACGACGGUGAUGGACACGGGAAGUUGCAAGAUCUCGAUGCUGUGGAACUGGGAGACGAUAGAUGCCUGCUUCCUUUCCGAGUCCUGGAGGAUAAGGUCGGCUGGCGCGUUCGCAGCGCUCUGCAUCGGUGUUAUUCUCCUCGUCAUGCUCCUCGAACUGUUGCGUCGUACGUCCAAACACUACGAUCGAUACAUCAUCCGCCAGCACGAGAAGUCGGCCGCCCUCGCCUCGGCAACAUCACAGGGCUUGGCGGAAACCCCCAAAGGCUCUCUGAUCGCUAAGAGCCAUGACGCCGUUCUACCCGCAGCAGGGUACCGGCCGAACAUCUGGCAACAGGCGACCCGAGCGUUGCUGCACACACUCCAGUUCGCCCUUGGCUACUGGAUCAUGCUGUUGGCCAUGUAUUACAAUGGCUACAUCAUCAUAUGCAUCAUAAUAGGCGCGUUCAUCGGGUCGUUCAUCUUCCAGUGGGAACGCAUUGGCGCGACAGCCAAGCCGGCGGCGGCUCAGCUCAAGAAGCGACGGGCUGCUGUGGUUGAUUCUGACGUUCCACCGGGAUGGGAUGCAGACGGUGUCGAUGGCUGUUGGACAUGCCGACUGCGUCGCAAGAAAUGCGAUGAGACGAAGCCGAUAUGCUCGACGUGCGGUGCGCUGGAGAUCACAUGCCACUUUGACGACGGGAAGCCGGCGUGGCUGGAUGGUGGCGCGCGGGAAAAACGGAUGGCCGAUGAGAUCAAGAUCAUGGUGAAAGGCAAGGCGAACCACCGUCGGGAUCGCAAGUCCGCUCGAGUUGGUGCUGAUGCUGGACACGUCGAAAGCGGCCGUCACGGCCAACUCCAGCGCCAUUCAUCUCCUGACGGCGAUGGUGGACUCCCACGCAACCUCGCGCCUGUUCCGGCUCCGAGUCAUAGUCGUGAUGGAAACCUGGAUAGCAGUACGUCGGACGUGACGUCGGAGGGGACGUCCGCCCUCCCACCACUCUCGACCUCGGCAUCGUCGGCAUCAUCACCGACUGGCCCAGAGACGACCGGCAUCGAGACCGCACCCCUCGCGGACACGGGGACAUUCCCCGGUGACAAGUCGGAGAGCGAGGCGGGCUCCAUCAUGGUGUACCUGGACUAUGUCGUGCCCUUCCUGAGCCCGUUCUACCGCCCGUGCUUGCUCGAAUCCAGUCGCGGCUGGAUGCUGGUACUCCUGAUGAAGAACAGAACACUCUUCCACACGGCGCUGUCUCUCGCGACCUACUUCUACUCAGUCGUCCUGGACGCUGCAGGUGGCAACCACGGGGCAUGCAAACAGGCGAACUGGACCGAGCUGCAGUCCCAGCAGGAACUGUCCAUCAAGGCUCUCCAGAGAGAGCUGAGCGACCUAAACGCGCGUGGCGUUGGCAGCGCCUUCCAGCAGAGCGUCUACUGUCUGCAGAGCAUCAUCCAGCUGCUGGAGUUCGAGGUGGCCAUCGCCAACACGCAGAACUGCCGGGUUCACCUGGACGCCGCCGUCGUGCUUUUCGACCAGUUGAUCGCCAGCCACGCAACCGACUGUGGCAACCCCUGGCACUCAGUUCUUGGACAGAUGGGACUUGGCAACCUCGCCGUCUCCUUUGGCACCGGCCGACACCCGUGGAGUAGCGACCAGUCGGCCUAUCGCUUCUAUACAGCGCACCUGUUAUGGAUUGACAUCAUCGCCGCGACCGCCGGCGGCGAGGCACCGAGGCUCCAGAAGUACCAUGCCGAGCUUCUGCACGGCGAGAGGCCCCCCAUCCGCUUGGAGGACUUCAUAGGCUGCCACAACUGGGCCAUGGUGCAGAUCGCCGAGAUUGCAGGGCUUGCCGCGUGGAAGAAGGACAGGAAAGACCACGCAUCUCUUUCCCUCGUCGAGCUGGUACGGCGUGCCGACCUGAUCGAGUCGUCUCUCCGCCAGGGACUCAGCAAUCUCGACAUCACAUCCAUCGUCAACCCGCAGAGCGUGUUCGACCCCUCGGCACAAGCGCCGCAUCUGCCCUUUUCAGGUUUGGGCAUCGAGGUGCUGGCCGACGCCGCGAUGCGAACGACCCCAGCGCUAGCUCUGCACACAUCCAUCUGGGCGCAGGCCGCACUCACCUAUCUUUGUGUGGUGGUCUCGGGGCCGCAGACAGGAUUACCCGAGAUACGGGAGAGUAUACGAGCUACGAUGGACCUCAUACGCCUCCUGCCAUCCCCAUUAUGCCUGCGCACCUUGGUUUGGCCAUUUGCUGUGACGGGUUGUCUGGCCUUACCGGAAGAGGAGACGUUCUUCCUCGACCUCAUCAUCAGAAUGGGGGCCAUGCAAGUAUUUGGCACCGUCAAGGAGGCACUGAAUAUCAUGCAGAGCGUCUGGAGGCUUCGACACGGCGGAUGUGUUGACCCCGAGACCUUGGAUAUAGCUGCUUCCCUGAGUAUACUAGGGCAUCGCGCGCUGCUAGUAUGA
Molecule: messenger RNA, 2601 nt
Organism: Anthostomella pinea
Lineage: Eukaryota; Fungi; Ascomycota; Sordariomycetes; Xylariales; Xylariaceae
Source: the annotation of a GenBank genome assembly